AACACCCAUACAGCAACCUGCAGUUCAACGAUACCCGCCCCGUCCUCAAGACUGACCGCAACGGAUUCAAGGAGGAGCUUAAGACUGUAGUAACGGAAAAGAGACUGAGCAACGGCGACGUCCCGCCCCCGUUGCCCGAAAAACCGCCGCCGGAGAAACCGACCACGCCCACUACAGAAAAUGCCGUCAAAAAGGACAGUGGCACGCUCUCGCGCAAGGCUUACUUCUCGUUCAAGUCGCGCUUCCGUCGCGCCACGUCCAUGGCGGUGGACAUCAAUUCCGACGUGCCGAGUGCCCUCAAGAUCACCAACUCCACCUUCUACCUCACGGAUUCUAUGGACGGCGACUCCGGAUUCAGCAACUGCAGCGACAACGGGCAAGCGGGCAGCACCGAAACUCUUUCCCCGGGCAGCGCAGGCCGCCGCCGCGAUGGUACGCGGGAGCCCGAGCUGGGGCGGAGGCCGCGCGCGUGGGCGGAAUCCACGCCCUGCUUAGCGCUCGAGCGACCGACCGCGCCGCCGCCGCCGCCGCCGACCGCGACCGACCUUAGCGCUGUCAACGAAGAACUAAAGCGCCUGCUGCCGACGCUGUCGCGCAAAGACAAGAGCCCGCGCACACGCACCUCGUGGUAUGCAGAGUGCGGCGCCAGCGACACCGCCUCCGUCAACACCUCUAAUACCUGCUGGUACGCGGAAGCAGGGCUGUACCAAGUGGGCAACGUGUCAUCGUCAUCGGGAGCGUCCUCGGGCUCGCAUCCCGCGUCGCCGCUGCCGCACUCGCUGUUCACGCACGAGCCGCUCUACCAGUUCUACAACGCGGCUAAAGUCGAGUCGGUGUGUCGCGAAACGGGAGAUUCAGAUUCGGACGCGUACGAGGCAAGCGGUGCGGGCGCGUGCCCCCCACUGCCCCCCGUGCCCCCUCUCGCGCCUGACGCGUCGGUGCCCCCGCCGCUGCCUGUGAGGCCCUCCGCGAUGGCCCUCGUGGCCCCCAGGGGCCCCGCACGGACCCUCUGGUGUGAAGUGCCGGAGGUCGUCAAUUCUGCUGUACUGAGUUCCUUGGCGCCCGCGCAGAAGCGCCUGCAAGAGGCGAAGUUCGAGCUGCUGACGUCAGAGGCGUCCUACCUGAACUCGCUUAACGUGCUGGAGGCACAUUUCGUGGCGCACCCCGCCUUCCGCGAGCCACAUAUACUGUCCCGGGACGACUGGGACACGCUGUUCGCGACCAUACUGCCUGUGCGCAAGUGCUCGCAACUCCUGAUGAACGAGCUGGAGAAGUGCUGGCAGGACAACAUCCUUCUAGCUGGCAUCUGCGACAUCGUGCGCGAGCACGCCGAGCGGCACUUCGCCGUGUACGUCAAGUACUGCGAGCACCAGGCGCUCAUGGUGCGCGCGCUGCAGCGGCUGAGAGAAAAGCCGGCGUUCGCUGCAGCGCUGAAGAGACUGGAGAGCCACCCGGCGUGCCAGUCGCUGUCGCUGCACAGCUUCCUGAUGCUGCCGAUGCAGCGGGUCACGCGCCUGCCGCUGCUGCUGGACGCCGUGCUCAAGCACCUGCCGCCGCAGGACCCCGAGUACCAGGGCUGCAUGCUGGCGCUCGCCACGCUCAACGGAUUCGUAUCACAGUGCAACGAAGGCGCUCGGAAUACUGAACGAGUCGAGGAGAUGUUCCGACUCGCUCAGAUCAUCGAGUUCCCGCCGCACAUCCGCGACCCGCCACUCCUUGGCCCGGCCUGCGGGCGACGGGAUAGAAGGCCGGUACGCUGGCUGGUGCGGUCGGGCGAGAUGACGCAGCUGGUGUGGAAGGCGGACGAGCUGAAGCUGACGUUCGGCAAGAAGUUCCACAAGCUGCCGCUGCACCUGUUCCUCUUCAACGACCUGCUCGUCAUCACCAAGAAGAAGAGCGAGGAGUCAUACGUAGCCGUGGACCACUGCGCCCGCUCACUACUGGAGGUGUGCGGCAGCGACGGCGGCGCGGCAGCUGCGCGACACGCGCUGCUGCUCACGCUGCUCGAGAACCACGAGGGACGCACCGUCGAGAUGCUGAUGUCGUGCCCGAGCGAGACGGACGCGUCGCGCUGGAGCGAGGCGCUGGCGCCGCCGGCCGACGGCGCGGAGGGCGAGGCGGUCUACGCCGGCUGGGACUGUCCGCAGGUGGCUGCGCUCUACGCCUACCGCGCCGCCCAGCCCGACGAGCUGCCGCUGGCCGAGGGAGACAUCGUCAACGUCACGCGCAAGACCAGCGAGGGUUGGUACUACGGCGAGCGAACGCGCGACGGCGAGGCGGGCUGGUUCCCGGGCGCGUAUACGGCGGAGAUUGCGUCUCCUCACGUGCGCGCGCGCAACCUGCGCCAGCGGUACCGCCUGCUCGCGCUCUCCGCCACCUACCUCGCGCACAAGCGCCGCCCACUUUGAGGCAAGCCACGCCCACUGGAUUUGACAGCUGAACGGAUCGCAAGCGUCGCCCCCUCUGAGGCAAGCCACGCCCACUGGAUUUGACAGCUGAACGGAUCGCCAAUAUUGUCAGAUGCUGAGCAAGCCACGCCCACUCCGGACUUGACAAAAACGAAAUCGCUAACAUUGUCCGAUGUAUAGUUAGCGCCGCUCUGAGGGAAGCGACGCCCACUCUGGAUUUGACAGCUGAACGGGUUCGCCAAUACUGUCGGAUGCAUACUUAGCGCCGCUCGGAGACAAAAGGCUGCUGGUGUCUCCGGAUUUUGAAAGAACAAGAUCGUCACUACCGCUCAUCUCCAACUCUCAAAUGCGCUGCCUGCUCAGAGCGAUUAACACCUACAUUUGCUCCAGGUUGGGCAGCUGAGUGAAUCGGCACCGGUCUGAGCGGCCUACUUUCUCUCGCUCCAGAUUCCACUCCGGACUUGACAAAAACAAGAUCGCUAACAUUGUCGGAUGUAUACUUAGCGCCGCUCUGAGGGAAGCGACGCCCACUGGAUUUGACAGCUGAACGGGAUUGCCAACGCUAUUGAAUGUAUACUUAGCGCCGCUCUGAGAAAAGAGGCUGCUGGUGCCUCCAGAUUUGAGAAAACAAGAUCGUCACUAAUCCACUCAUCUCCAACUACCAAGAGCGCUGCCUGCUCAGAGCGACUAACCUACACUCGGUCCAGAUUGGGCAGCUGAGUGAAUCGGCACCGGUCUGAGCGGCCUACUUUCUCUCGCUCCGGAUUAAACAGCUGAGCGGAUCGCCAAUCACCACUCGACCGCUCAUCUCCAGGCAACGCUCUUAAAUACGCGGCAGCUCUAAGGAAACGAAGACACCUUUAAACCUUGGUGACAAAGACUGCUAUGCGGCAAUUGCCCGUUUAGAUAAGUACUAACGGCGUGAGAGACGACCGCUUGAAAAACAUUACAUUUUUAAACAGGUUUCCGAAGUUCUGAAUUUACGCGCGCGUAACUUAGAUUAAGGUGUCGCCACUACAUUACCACAUUUAAAUAACAAAUUAGUCAUUCUGAUACUGGUUUCCGGCUUAAUUAAACUGUGAGCCAGCAACCGUUAUGAGAUAAAAUAUUUACGAUAUCAAGUUAUACGACUUUGAACCUAAUCUUUGGCAGGAAAGAAUUGCAUUCUACGAAACGGACAUGGUGCUCCUAUAGAAUCUACUGUAUAUCUAGAAUAACUACACCUAAUUUUCCUUAUUUCACUAGUUACUGAAAGACAUCACAAAAACUAAAUAAUAUCACAGUCUGACAAACACUUAGUAGUUUACCUAUUAGCUUUAACAAUCCAAAAAAUAUUGACACAUUGAAACCACAACUACUCGUAUAUCAAAUGGUGCUCACUUUUUGGAACCGCGGUCCUCGCGAAGUUUGGUAGGAGUUAUUUAGGAAGUCUGUAAUUUGCACUAUUAAGUGUGACGCACUAGAACGACGCUCGUCCGUCCAGACACUGCCUUUACUUAGACGUAAGAAGCGUACUUUUGGACACGUUUACUAACACGGUGCUCGCUGUCGCCCACUCGAUGGGACGGGGCUGACUCUCAAAGAGUAUUCUUUAUAAUGCUAUGUUUAAUUAUUGUUAGAUGUGAAAUGUACAGUUACGCAUGAGAUUCACGGCAAUUUAUUGUACAGAAUAUUUUCUAAUUAGGAACCUUUACUGAUUAGUUGUUAAGUUUACGAGUGUAUUCGCCCACUAUAUUGUGUAGUUUGUAUGUCUCCGCUUCGCUUGACCGCAAUUUCUUAAAUUACCUAGUCAUAUAAGCGAAUGAGUCAAAUGUUAUAUUAUUACAUAUUUUUCGAUGUUCACGGAUAAAUUUCAUUAUAAUAAAUUGUAUUAACAUUCCGUUUAAUGACAUUAGCAGGCAAUGAAAUUGUAAUAAGUAUCAUCACCAAUAUCUAUUGUACUUACUUUAGUAAAUUAUUGUUUUGUAUAUAGAGUUAAUGACAUGUAUUAGUCGGUGAGAUCUAUUUAUAGUUAUGUAAUAAUGAUGAAUAUUAUCAAAUAUAAUAAAUUUCUUUAAAGCA
Molecule: messenger RNA, 4469 nt
Organism: Ostrinia nubilalis (European corn borer)
Lineage: Eukaryota; Metazoa; Arthropoda; Insecta; Lepidoptera; Crambidae
Product: ephexin-1
Exons: 15
Coding region: 261-2408 (715 amino acids)
Biological process (GO): activation of GTPase activity
Molecular function (GO): protein binding; guanyl-nucleotide exchange factor activity
Source: RefSeq, a predicted model, not a curated record